GGAGUAGGAAGGAUCGGACCAAUGUGCAGCGUGAGGCCAUUACAGAUAAACUGACCAAAUGACCUCCGGUUCCUUCUUCCAAGAAGAGGAUUUCCUCUGUCCCGUGUGUUUUGAUAUCUUCAGGGAUCCCGUGGUUCUCCCUUGCAGCCACAGUGCCUAUCCAGUGACUCUGGACCCCAACACGGCCCAUCCAGACGUGCUGCUGUACCCCGAUAUGGUCACAUUCAGAGCCAGAAACUCUGGGGAGAGAGAAGAGAUGGAGACGCCAGUUCCUGACACUCCAGAGAGGUUCAACCUCUAUGAAGGAAUCCUGUGCUCUGAGGGCUUUGAUUCGGAGACACACACCUGGGACGUGGAAGUCAGGAAUGAAUAUCUUCAGAGAUUCGGCUACAGCCGUGACUGGGCCCUGGGGGUGGUGGAGGAGUCUGUGUCCAGGAAGGGCGUGAUAGAGAAGGGAGGCUGGAGAUUAGAACAACAUGGAGGAGUUUACACCGUACGCUCCGUCCCCGAACCUCCCAUCACCCUCUCAUUGAAGCUGAGCCCUCGAGGAUCAGAGUGACAUUGGACUGGGACGGAGGAACGCUGACCUUCUCUGACCUUCUCUCAUUGGACUGACCUUCUCUGAUCCACAUUACAAGGAACAUCUCCACACGUUCACACACACCUUCACAGAGAAAGUCUUUCUGUAUCUGAGCAGUGGGUGUAAAACCUUUACUUUGAGGAUCUUACCAGUGAAGAUCUAUGUAGCAGCUGAA
Molecule: messenger RNA, 755 nt
Organism: Salvelinus namaycush (lake trout)
Lineage: Eukaryota; Metazoa; Chordata; Actinopteri; Salmoniformes; Salmonidae
Product: E3 ubiquitin-protein ligase TRIM39-like
Exons: 3
Coding region: 59-559 (166 amino acids)
Source: RefSeq, a predicted model, not a curated record